This is a messenger RNA of Orycteropus afer afer, 1998 nucleotides long. NCBI's taxonomy places the organism in Eukaryota, Metazoa, Chordata, Mammalia, Tubulidentata, Orycteropodidae. The record is from RefSeq and is a predicted model, not a curated record.
AUGGCGCAGGGUGGGGGUGGGGUUCCGCCCCAGUGGGCUGGAGGGGUGGGCACCCUCGGGAGAAACUUUCCCAGUCCUCACCUGGGAUCUGAGGGCCUGGUGCCAGCCCUGGGCCCACUCGGCUGCGGGAAUCUGCCUGUUCUUGGGGUGCAGAGCCAGCGGCUGGGCCUGAUGCUGGUGUGCGAGCUGCGGGUGGGCUGGGUGCCUGCCUCCUGGUGGCUGCCCCCACCUCCACAGACUCAGCAGGCUUCCCAGCCCUUCUCCCCAGGCCCCGAUCAAGAGUUCGGGGAGCGGGUGGGCUUUCAGAGCACGCCCAGCCUGGGCUCAGGCCACCUUCCCUUCAAAGUUGUAUUCGCGAGCCUCACAAUGACAAGAAACCUGGAGCGAGCCGGGUGGCUGACGCUUUGCCCCGAAGAUCAAGACUUUCUCCUGAGACAGAAGCAGAGACUCUCCCAGGUCAGAGAGAACGGCGAGGAGGCCGGUCGGAGGAGGCAGGAGCUCUGGCGGCCGGAGAACCAGCAGCUCCAGGGCUGGGCGGAGCAGUCCGGGGCCGAGUGGCAGGAGGUCCGGAAGCAGCGGGUCCGAGAGCUGGAGCAGCUGUACUUAGCACGUCUGCUGGGCGUGGGAGGCAGGCGCACGAAGGACAGCGAGCUGGCCGAGGAGGGGCCUGUCCAGAGAGCAGCCACCAGGCAGCAGAGGGCCAGGGAGAAGUACACAGACGCCCUUAGAGAGGAGAAGAGCUGCACGGAGUGGCUGGCCAAGGAGUCGGGGUGGCACGCCAAGUCUCGGAAGAAGCACGGUGCCUCCAAUGUCACCGCUGUGACCCGGGGUCCCCCCAGCCCCCCUGAGAAGAGAAAAGGCAAGAGAAAGCCCUCCGUGAAACCUAGCAGGGACCACCGGCACCUGGCUCCCUGGGUGAACGGAGGGGUGGAGGUAGGCAGGUUACAUCCGCUUCUUGGUGAAGUCAGAUACCUGGAGAGGAGGAAGGGGGUCACCCAGGCCCAGAGGAAGCACCUGAGGAAGCAGCCAGCUUCUUCUCAAGGCCUGAAGCACAACUAUCUGGAUUCGAGUCCUGAGGGCGGGCGGAAGGAGCUGGGACAGCUGUGGCCAGUUAACUCGGCUUACAGUAGGGGAGCCGUGUCCGGGGCACCGCCGGGCAAGUCCGGGGACUUGAAGAGGUGGAAAAGGGAGCUGGAGAGUGCUGUGGAAGAGCUGUGUGACACCAACAGGAGGCUGAGGAAUCACCUGCAAUUGCAUCGGGAACUGAGGCCCCAGCAGGAGCAGAGCCCCGACGAGGAGUGGGGAUGCCCGGAGGGGUCAGAACCGAGAAGCAAGGCCCAGAGGCAGAAGAAGACCCCAGAGACAGAGACAGCGCCAGCCGGGGAACCCAGGGAGCCCGCGGAGGCCCACCAGACGCCUUCCAAAAUCAACCUGAAGAAAUUACUAGAGAGGAUGGAGACCCAAAAAUAUCAUAGGUUGGCUAAGUGUGUGUUUGAAAAGAAAAACAAAAUGCCCAAAGCCAAGUUUAAGGACAAAGACAAAGCCCCAUCAUCCGAGACAGAAGUCUUUGUUGAUGAAGGGAGGCCACUCUCGUCUGGCACAGAGUCUGACCCAGAGCCCCCUGAAACAGUCACCGCGGCAGAGGGCAUCCACUCACCGCACCCUGGAGGGGAAGCCCACGGAGAGGACACGACAGAGACCAAGGUGGAGCAGAGGAGACGGCAGCACCCGGAGACGAGCCUGGACUCCCCCCACAGCCUUCAGCUGGGAGGAGAGGUGAGCGAGCCCAGGGAACCGCCGCCCACGCCCAGCCAGGGGCGGGUGGGAGGACAGGCGCCCAGCAUCACUUCCGCCUUGGGCAUCAACAUCGCUGAUGACGGCAGGCACGGCCAGGUGAUGCGGGACCUUCAGGAGCAGAUCCGAGAGCAGAACACGGUGCACAAGCAGUUUCUUGAAGAUGCCAGGAAGCGCUUGCAGGAGUUUCAGAAGCUAUGUUAA